Messenger RNA from Trichoderma harzianum CBS 226.95, 1893 nucleotides. RefSeq lists its product as hypothetical. Gene Ontology annotation, biological process: fructose 2,6-bisphosphate metabolic process; fructose metabolic process. Gene Ontology annotation, molecular function: fructose-2,6-bisphosphate 2-phosphatase activity; 6-phosphofructo-2-kinase activity; ATP binding. Bases 208 to 1584 code for a protein of 458 amino acids. Lineage: Eukaryota; Fungi; Ascomycota; Sordariomycetes; Hypocreales; Hypocreaceae. The transcript has 5 exons. The record is from RefSeq and is a predicted model, not a curated record. Gene Ontology annotation, cellular component: cytosol.
CCCAAUUGCAAAGGAGGAAAAAAAAUUACCAGCUUCUCCCUGCAUUUUCCAACGGUCAUCAAACGAGGCUUGACUUUUUCUCUUCUUCUUUUUCUUUUCUCUUCCCUUGAAGAUUCAGCCAAACCCCGUGAGUGAUAUCAAGAUCGACAAGACGACGCGGCAUUUCCUUUUGCUGGGCAGCGAUUGGUCACCGGCCGACGACAGACCAUGAGAGGCGUUGCUGCUGGGCCGCCGACGGUGAAAUCGCCGUCGGGGAGGACGAGGGCGAAUACGUGGAGUUUCAGCAAGGUCGAGGACACAAAGAUAUGCGUUGUCAUGGUUGGUCUCCCGGCCCGCGGGAAGAGCUACAUUGCCCAGUUAGCCCAGAGAUACCUGCAAUGGCUGUCGAUUCCGGCAGCGACUUUCAAUGUCGGCAACUAUCGGCGCAAUGACGCUCCACAGCCGACUGCCGACUUCUUUGAUUUUAACAAUCCCGAAGGAGAGCGGAAGCGCCGUGCGGCUGCCGAGGCCGCCGUUGCUGACAUGCUUGCCUGGUUCCGCACCGGCGGCGUGGUCGGCAUCCUGGACGCGACCAAUUCUACAAAGGAGCGCCGUAAAUGGGUCAUGGAUACGUGCACCGCUCACGGCAUUGAAGUGCUUUUUGUCGAGAGCAAAUGCGAUGAUGAAGAGGUCAUCAUGGCCAAUAUCCGUGACGUCAAGCUAACGAGCCCCGACUAUCGCGGCCAAGAUCCCGAGGCCGCGGCCCAGGACUUCCGCAAUCGCAUCAGCCACUACGAGAAAGUUUACAAGACCAUCAACGCCGACGAGGAUGAGGACAACUACACUUACCUAAAGCUGAUGAAUGUCGGCAAGCAAGUCAUCAUUAACCGCAUUCAAGACUAUCUUCAGAGUCGCAUCGUCUACUACCUCAUGAAUCUGCAUAUCCGGCCCCGAUCAGUCUGGUUGUCAAGGCACGGAGAAUCUCUAUAUAAUCUGAGUGGCCGCAUUGGUGGCGACAUGCUGUUGUCUCCCCGAGGCGAGCUGUAUGCCAAGAAGCUACCAGAUUUGGUGCGAGAGUCUGUCGGGGAUGACCGCCCUCUGACGGUGUGGACCUCGACAUUGAAACGUACCAUUGCCACGGCCAGAUUUCUCCCGCCUCACUACAACCAACUGCAGUGGAAGGCCCUGGACGAAUUAGAUUCGGGCGUGUGCGACGGUUUGACGUAUCAGGAAAUCAAGGAUCGCUACCCCGAAGACUUUGCAGCCCGCGAUGAGGACAAGUACAACUACCGAUACCGCGGUGGCGAGUCUUACCGCGAUGUAGUCAUUCGCCUGGAGCCCAUCAUAAUGGAACUGGAACGUAGUGAGGACAUCCUCAUUGUGACGCACCAGGCAGUUUUGCGCUGCAUUUAUGCAUACUUUAUGAAAAAGGACCAGGCCAAGAGUCCCUGGAUGAAUGUGCCGCUUCACACAUUGAUCAAGCUAACCCCAAGGGCGUAUGGCACCGAGGAGGUUCGUUAUGAGGCUCACAUUCCUGCUGUGAGCACUUGGAGAGGAAAGGGAAGUACCGCUAAGCACGAGAAUCCCACUCCCGAGAGCCUCUGAGCAGUCGCGAGAUGAGAGCUGUUGGGGGAAGAAAUGAAGGACAGGGUGAGGAUAUAUUGGAAGCAUAUAAGUUGAAAGUUGAUCAUCAACUGAGAGCAUCUGGAGUUUGGGGGAGAUUAAGGAUCAGAAUCGCCGACCAGCGGCACAAAAGGGCUAGUAUACCAUCUUAUUUACGCUUGUACUCAUGUGGUUAUUGGAUUGGAAAUGGUGUAUCUUGUACACGGAAUGCAUUGUCAUCGGCCAAGGAUUAAGGGGUGAGUUUAUGAUUGCUCGACUCUAAAUAAAAAUGUAAUAAUCCAUCGAUUCCUC